AUGUCUUCCGUGUGCAGAGGUUUAAUAUCAGUUGCAGGUGCUGCCCAUGUCUGUGGAGUUAUUUCACUUAUAUUGUCGGACGAUGAUUACGCCGUCAAGCAAGCACAGUUAAAGUCGGUUCUCAUGGCUCGAUUCUCGGAGACAGCAGAGAUAAAAACUGCAGGACAGGUUCCCAUCAGAGUUCUCAAGAAGUUCAUGCAAUCCGUCAAGAAACAAAGCAAGUCACAUCUGAGCAGCGCUUAUCACGUUUCCACGGAGGCUCCCGAUAACACUACUUUGACAAUCCAGCGUUUAGUCAGUACCGGUAUCCCUUCAUCCCCCCCUCAACGGAGUCCUAACCAAAGCUCACAGUCUCUUGGAAAAUACCAAAUCAAGCUAUGUGACGCCGAUAGCGUCAAUCCGACCAUGCUCAACGAAAGCCAAUUUGCAGAGCUCAUGGCUACGCUUCAAGCUGAAACACCCGAUUUCAAAACCAUGGCCACGAUACUUAGGAAUGGCUCCUUCGAUGGGCAAGGUGCAGUUGCGAAGGCAGUUUCCCAGGUAAGAAGGGUUACAGUGUCUUGGGAACUGAGCCAGGGAUCCCGCUUGCAACAUGUAAAGCAGAGAAAUGCUGCCGGGGGGCCUUAG
This is a messenger RNA of Penicillium cosmopolitanum, 627 nucleotides long. RefSeq lists its product as uncharacterized. The record is from RefSeq and is a predicted model, not a curated record. Bases 1 to 627 code for a protein of 208 amino acids. The transcript has a single exon. Lineage: Eukaryota; Fungi; Ascomycota; Eurotiomycetes; Eurotiales; Aspergillaceae.